Messenger RNA from Diorhabda carinulata, 7201 nucleotides. RefSeq lists its product as uncharacterized. The record is from RefSeq and is a predicted model, not a curated record. The transcript has 5 exons. Bases 138 to 956 code for a protein of 272 amino acids. Lineage: Eukaryota; Metazoa; Arthropoda; Insecta; Coleoptera; Chrysomelidae.
UUGAGACUUCAAAUGUCAAGUGUCAACUGAAAUUAUUUUGGUUGUAUAUCUGCAAUGGUUCAUUUAAUUGAAUUGUUUGUGUUUAUGUUCAGAAUAUAUUGAGAGAAGUUUUAAAUGUGGAUUGACUUUUGGAAAUCAUGACACACUAUUGGUGGAUGCAUUGGUUUUGGAUAACAAGCUGGAUUUCUUUAAUAAUGUGUAAAACAUCUUCCUCAAUUACACAUUCCAAUGGUACCACUCUACCUCCUUUUAACAUAAGUCAAAACUUGAAUUACUUAAAUGUAACAGGAGGCUUAACAAAUCCGCCCACAAGUUCAACCCCAACCGUCAGAGCGAAAAGCACCCCUGCCCUGAAAAACACUUCGUACGGUAAAUACAACAAAACGUCUCAAAGGAAAACUGAAUUUUUGUAUGUGAACACUACCACGAAGUAUACAAGAAAAGGAGACAGAGAUAAAGUCAAGGAGAAGUUCAAAGAAUCUGUGAUAAAUAUUAGUGAAAAAAUCACUGAUAACCAAAUCUUGAUAAAUAAUAGUUUUAAUGCAAUAAAUCGGAACGAUAAUCUAACCUAUUUCGAAACGGAUGUCAAUCUUAACCAGAGUUCAAUACAAACUUCCGAAAGCUUUGGAGCUGAAGAGGUGAAAGAACAUAUUAGUUUUUCUGAUAGUGAUUUAAGUGCAGCGGGAAUCACAGGAAUUACUUUAGGUUGUGUUGUUAUUGUGGGAAUAUUGUCUGGUAUUAGCUAUUUUAUAUAUAGAUAUCGAGGAUUCAACAGGCCUCAAGUACUUAAUGAUCGAUGCAGUAAUCCAGAUUCAAGCGGAUACCUCGAUGAUGCUUCAGUAAGAGAUAAUUCCGAAGAAAUGUACAGCUUAGAUAACGAUUCGUUCCUAAACAGUUUGGAAGCCAUGACAAUUCAAAAUUAUUGGACUGACACUGUCAAACACACAAAACUUUAGUUCCAGUUCCAGUUUAUAAAUUGCUGUAAAUAUAUUGACUUACUUCAAGUAUUUUAGAAACUGUGAUGCAUAUCAAUAGCUUCAAUGAUAGGACCAGUAAUAAGUUUAUGUGAAAAAACUAUUUUUAGUCUAAGAUUCUAGAUAAAUCUCCUGUUAUCAACAAUUUUGUCACUAUCUUCCAAAUUACUGCUAUUACAUAGAUUUUACUGUUAGCUAAAAGCCAUAAUGAACCCAGUCUACUUUCUUUUUAAGAAAUAAUUUUUAUAAGAAUUAAAUUAUUAAGCUUAAUAUAGCAAUGAUAAAUAUAUAAAUAUAUAGCGAUUAUAAAUUUGAUCAAUUACGACCUGAUAUUCAACAUCACUACAUCAACAAGAAAUAUCUUUACUGAUUGUUUCUCUUAAUUUAUGGGAAAAUUUUUCAAUAACAUGCUUGUUAAAAAUAUAUGCACAAAUACAACUACAUGUGUAUCAUAUACUCAAUAUACAAGGUGAUCCAGAAUUAUGUACAUCAAUUUCUUGAGCCGAUAAUACGCCUAAUAGUACUGUAUAUUAUUUUCUAAAACUCCUAAAAAAUGAAGAACAUACAAAUCCUUUAAAGAGAUGAAGCUUUGAAAGAUAAUAGGAUGAUCCAUUUCAUUUUAUCGCUUUCCCCAUACCAUAUAAUUACAGGGUUAGGAUAGGUCAGGAGUAAAAUGCAUUAUAUACCUUCGAGUUCACAUAAAUCAAAUAUAUGUGUGUCUAUAGAAUUAUAAGAGCAUCUUAUAGCAUAUGAAAAUAAUUAUUCUUAUAUCGUAACUUUCCAAUAAAAAAUAUGAACUCCAUAAUCAAAACCAUUUAGUAGACAUUUGAAAAAAUUGGGUUUUCUAGGUUCUCAAGUCAUCCCUUUCAAAGGUUGUUCUGCUUUAUUAUUCAGUUUUCGAAAAAAAUGUAUAUUUUUGAAUAGCUGUAAAAAUUGAUGUACAUGAUUCUGAACCACCUGGGAGUGAAAAAUCUUGGUUAUAUUAAUAACCUUUCUUUUGUCACUAAUUUUAUGACUAUUAAUGUUGACUUGUAAAGUAAAUAAUAAUUAUGUGAAUAUUUGGAAAUUCCACAAUGUUUUUCGAAACUAUUUCAGGAUUUAAAAUAAUUAUUGUUAAUUAUUCAUACAUGUAUGUAUUUACAUUUUAUAAUCUGGAGUUUAUCUAAAAUCUCAUUUUUUAGUGUACUAUAACUACUGAUUUCUACAUGUAGUAGAUUGUGAUUGUUUUUCCGUCUUUAUGUUAUGUGUAUAUUUUAAGAAAAAGUACAAAGCAGUAAAAUUCAUUUUUAAAAUAAAUAGGAUAUAACUUAUAAAUAAAACUAGGUCUAAUAAAUAUUCUUCCAUUAUGUGUUGAAUGUAGAAUAGAUUUAUGUGAAAUCAUAAUUCAUAUGGGUAGUAUACAGGUAGUUUCAAAAGUUAUUUGAACUUUUUGAUCACAAUAUUGAACACUAUAAUGCAAAAUAUCAUUAUGUUCAAUAAAACUAGACAUACAGAGUGAUUUAUGUAAAACUGUUUCAGAUAAUGUUUGAAUAAUUCUUAAUUUAUAAUUUGAAGGUAACAUCAUUAUUAGUACAACUACUUAAUUGAUAUGUUGACACAUUAUUGGGAAAGUAAUUGAUAAUUUUCUAUAACUUGAAUUAUAAUACUUGAAAAGUCUAUCCUACUUUGAGGGUUGUGAUUUACAGGCCUUGAUAUUUACUAUUAUUAGAGAUAUAAUAUCAGUUCCCACUUAUUCAGGAUUUCAAUAAGCCUGUAAAAUAUUUGUACAAGUACAGAAAGUAUAAAAAUAAGAACAUUUACAAAAAAACGGAAAUUAUUAUGUAUUCUGUUAACUUUUUUUUUUUGAAAAAGAAUAUGUUUUCAUAAUAUAUCACUUGCAAGUUUGUUGUUCUGUUACAUCAUAUUCCAUUCGCAUAUUAUGAGAGUUUAUUCUGUUUAUUAAUUAGAUUAGAAUUUUCUUUUUUUAUAUAACAGCAAUGAAAUAGGCAUAUCAGUAAAAUCACUCUUCAUUGGCUCAUAUUAAUUUAAUAUUUGAUAUAAUUGGAUCUGCACAUCGAGACAUUUAAUUCUGUUCUCUUCAUCUCUAAAUUCAAAAUCGUCAUUUUUAUAUCGAAAAUAUGUAGUUCUUUGUUGAUGGAAAGAGUGUUUGUAUGUUUAUAAUGAAAAUCAAGCAACAGUUUUUAUAAAGCUCUCUUGAAAAUGAAAUUUUUUCGCUAUGCGCUACUGCUGUUAGGAUUUGAAAAAAUAUUACGAGUUGGCACGGACCAGUGCCUAGUUUGUAUUAGAAUUAAUAGAAAAAACAAAAAUAAACUUUAAUAAACGAGAAUUUGAGGGUUGAUUGCUGAAGUUUAUAAUGAAUUUUUUCAAUUUUCGGCAGAACAUGAUUUUCGCUUCAACCCAUAACUUUCCGUUCUUUUUAAAGAUUUUUCCUAGCGUGUUAUUCGAUGUUUCUCGCGGUCUUCCAUUUUUCCUGGCAUUUCACUAUCCCAUUUUUUUUAACUAGCAUUGUAUUAUCCAUCCUUUGUAGAUGGCCCCACCUUCCUUGCUGCCUACUUUCUUUGCUGCAGCAAUUGUAUCUCUCUCUGUCAAUACUCAAAAUUCACAGCCGUAUGUGACAAUGGGCCUAAAUACUGCUUUGAAAACUUUCUUUUCUGUUUCUUUGGAGAUUCUUUUUUUAUGAGCCACUUGCUAAAUGCAUAGUAAAAUUUCUACGCCUUCUCUAUUUUAUUGUUUAUUUCUAAAUCAUCUCUUUCUGUCUAUUCCGACAAUAAUUCAUUUCACAUUUACCACUAUCAUAACUUUUAUUUUCUUUUUGUUCAUUUUAAUUCCGUUUUCUGUCAAUGUUUCAUUCUAGUUGAUUAUUAUAUCAACUGCAAAGGUGCAUUUCGAUAUAUUAAUGCGUUUAAGUUGUCGAAAUCCAAUAUAAAGUGAUUUAGUUUUCUUUUCUGUAAUUCAAAUUAAUUCAUCCAUAUAAGUUAUGAAUAGUAAUGAGCUCAGACUUCCUCUUUGUAGCACUUCUUAUGUUGGAAAUGUCUCUGAUUUUUUGUUUCUGCUUAUGACAUCGUGUCUCGUUUCUUCGUACAAACAUUUAGUUACUCUCGUUAAUUUGCUGCUAAUAUUUUUUGUAGGUUCGUUCGUAGGACUUUAUCGAAAGCUUUUUCCAUGUUUAAGAAUUUUUUUUCAUAUUAUUUCUUAUACAUAUGAUCUGCCAUUCCGAAAUUCACUUCGCAUCUCUUUCAAAGUUAGUUCUAUUUUAGCUCACAGUUUAUUUUCGAUUAUUUGUUCAAAAAACUUUAGCUGUGUACAUAACAGGGAUAUUCGAUAUUACCCUAUAACUAUUGUAGACUUUACUGUGUUCCUUUAUGUGCACUGAUAGUAUCAAGCCCAUUUCACAAUCUUCAGGGAUCUUUUCUUCUAUCCAUACUAUAUUUGAAAUUUCUAGUUUUUUCUCCCAUGUUCUUUAUCAUCUCGGUUGUGAUUUUAUCUUCUCUCGGGGCUCUUUGUUUUUCCAUUUCCUUGUAUGUUUUAUUGUCUGUAUCAAGCAGUCCUUCAAAAUAUCCUCUCCAGCGCUCCAUUAUAUUUAUUUCAUUUACCUUUCAAUAUUCUAUAGAACUGCUUCUGGUUUGUUCUACUGUCUAAUUCUAAUUUGUCUCCAAAUUCCUCCUAUUUUUGAUGUUUGGACUGCAAUAUCAAUUUUUUCACUUUUUUACUUUGUUAUUUGUAUUGCUCGUAACUUCUCUGCGUUGUUUGUCGUAGGUAUAUUUGCCACUUCAUCUUUUUAAUCUUAUCAUUAUAUUUGUGGGUUUAGUUUUACUUUAUCUGUUGUAGCUUGUACCUCUUUGCGUUGUUAUCUCUUCUACAAGUAGGUAAUGAUAACUGUUUAUUUCAUACCCACGUUUAACUGCGACGUCCUUUUUUUCGUUGUUAUUUCUAGUCUUUAUUGGGGUUCUAUUCGCUUUUUUACUCCCCUCAAAGACGCUGUAAUUCUCUCUUUUUCUUUUUUCCUCAUCCAUUAAACUAACCAUGUAUCUUCAAUACAUUUUUACCAAUCUGUGAUUUCAAAUCAAUAUUUUUAAAUUACUUAUCUUAUCACUUCGACCGCGCAGGCCGGUAAACUCAGACCUUGACCUUUAUCGGUAGUUAAUGCAUUUAUAUUUUUACUUCUCUUUAGUUACUAAUUAUUAUUAUUUUUAUUAUGUCCUCAAUCAACUAGUCUUACUUUUGUAGUUUUCUGGAUGUUUUAUACCACAGUAUAUCUUUGCACUGCACUUACUUAUACUUACUUUAUAUUUUAGUGUUUUAUUUGCUCGUAAUUCUCCAUAAAUUUGAAGUUUAUUAUGGAAUAAUAAUCCACAUAACAUUAUCAUUUAUUAUCCAAGACCGGAAUCAAACAAUAUAUGUUUCAAUAAUACUUCGAAUUUCUCCGACUCUCUAUGGUAUUUACAUACAUUUUCAGCUGUUUGUAAUCUUGAGUGAUUUAAUAAACCAAUGAACAUGCUAAUGUACAAAAUCAGCCUGGGCUGUGUAUGAACUUGAAAAAUCCAAUUUUGUUCUUUAUAUAUAAAACGGUAAAUAUUUUGAAAAUGUUUUGAAGUUGUUUUUCAGUUUCUAAAAGAAAAAAUGUUUAAUAUACAAAUUUUAUGUAAUACAUUUUACACUAUAAGGUCAUGUUCUGAUCAAAAUCGUAAGAAUUCAUUUUUAAGCCCUGAAAACCAUCACCAUUCCACAUUUUCUUAUUUUUUGUUUUUAUUUAUAUUAUAAUUUGAAUAAAAUGAUGCUACUGGUCCAUGUCUGAACAACUUUUUUGUUUUAAAAAUCCUAAUUAUUUAUAAGUUUUAGAUAAGGGGAAAAGAGUCUUUUACAUAAAAAGUUUCAAAUGCAACUAAAUAGAAAAAUUCUAGGUAUAUAUAAUUCAAAGAACAUGAGAGAUUUACAUUCAUAUAUACGAGAAGAAUUACAUCAGAAAGAUGUUUACUUAAUGCACUAUUACUCCUUUGUUAGAUUUAGUUUUGUAAGUGAAAUGUUAAAAAGAAUAACGUCACUACACUUGUUUCCUUUUAAAUUCAAAAUUAUUGCACAAAAUUCUAUGUAAAAUUUUAACAGAUAUUAAUGGCUUCUAGUAGUACCUUUUACAUAAAUUUUGGUAUAUUCUAUGAAUCUUAAUAUUAACAAAUAAAGAAUAUAUUAUGUAUAUAAGAAAUCCAUUCUUAGAGCAACAUUCUUUCUCUGCACAUUUAUGAUAAACCUGCUUUUUACAUGACCAGAAUAUUAUGUAUUUAACAAGAAUACACACAGAUGAAUAUUCAUACUUAAUUAUAUGUGGAAUAUAUAUGAGACUUACUGUAUAUUCUUUGUAUACAUAUUAUAUCCUGUGUUAUCUGGGCAGAAAUUUCAGACAGCCACCUAGGAAGUCUUAAGAAAUUUGUUUAAAAUUGAAAAAAAAAGAUCAUAAAGUUUGUUUUUGAUCUAUAUAAGAGGAUGAAAGUAUCUUUUCCAGGAAGAUGAUCGCUUGACUCAAUGGGAUAUGUACGUCCUGCAAGGAAUCAUCUGGGCACUUUUUGUUUUUAGAAUCUUCGAAAAAAAAAACUUUACUUCAAAUUCAAAGAAUACAUAAAAGUUCAUUUCUGUCAAGUUGAAGAUUUCAAACAACAAAUGUGUGAUUAACAUUCAUUUCCCAUUUUAAAACAGCUUUAAGUAAAUAUAUUCUUUGAAUUACUUAUAUUUCUGUUAUCACGAAGGUACAUGCGAUUAUUUACAACGAAUUAACACAGAACCGAAAUCAGCAAUCACCGCCAAAUCGGUUUUUGAAAAAAUCAUUGUGGCGCAGAGUAUGAAUGUGGCAAUGGAAAUCACAUCUAUUAAACAAGCUCCUACUAGAUUUUGCUUUAAGGCUUUUGAAUCGACCAGUCAGCUAACAUUAUCUUUUUUAUUUGAUGGAAGUUUAAAAUAAAAAAAAUUAUAAUUCAAAAGUGAAAGUAUAAGCAUUUUUUAGUUGGAGCUUAAAAUAGUUCCAAUAUACAAUUUCUAAUAUUUGAAUAUUGAUAAUAUUGUAAUCUAACAUCACUGACUUGAUAUUUAUUUUAUUUAUCAAUUUGUACUAAUAAUCUAGCUUAUUUGGAAACGGCCUGUAUUCACUUAAUGUGAAUUCCACUAAUGUGCAAUACUGAUUAUUACAAAAAUUACUUAAUCCUGUAAUUAAACACGAAAUACAAUUGUUUUGCAAACAU